AUGCAUGGUAUUAUGGGCAACCUUUUUUCGCGAACUGGACGCCGCUUAAAAUGGACGAAACGUUUUCCAUUCGUGAGAAUCGUACGCGAGAAUAACAACACCGGUGAUGAGGCGACCACGACAGAAGAUGCGAAAUGUAGUCGGGAAACCGAACCACUUAUUUAUGUCGCUCUGUACGACUAUAAAGCCAGAACAGCCGAGGAUCUUAGCUUUAAAAAGGGAGAGAGGAUGGAAAUUAUCAAUAACAAAGAUGGUGGCUGGUGGCAAGCGAAAUCUUUGACUUCUGCUGAAACGGGUUACGUUCCAAGCAACUACAUUGCACCAGCGACCUCCUUACAAACCGAAGAGUGAGUAUAGAACAUGAUCGUUUUUAUUACUUAGUAUUAAUAAGAUACUUUUCGCCCACUGUAAAUCAAUAUACAAAUAUUUGUAUUAUCAAGCUUCUUUCAAAAUCAUCAUCUAUAGAUCAAGUAUCAAACGUCUUAUAAACUACAUUCGUACGCUAAUUUGCUAAAUUCUAAACUAAUAAUUUGCUACAUUUGUACGAAAUUCUUAAUUUGCUACAUUUAAGAUAUUCGAACUGUUCGUGCUUAUCAGCGUAAUAUUUACGUAAAUGGGCUUGGUUUUAUCAUAAAAAUUUAUUUGUAUUCUUCCGGUUGCGUCUCUGUUCCCUGAAGAAUGUGAUAACGAACACGUUAAUUAUUUACUCAGUUUGCUAAAAUAAUAUUUUACAAAUUGAAAUCGUAUUUUACAAAUUGAAAUCGUACUUGUACCAAAAUGGCAACUUCAAUUAUUGUGAUUCUAAAUGUGCCUAAGUUACAUGUUAUGUGUUGAUGGUUAGUGCAAUGUGAUUUAAUUAAUAUACAUUCCUGUGUAUUAACCUGAAUGGCUUUGUUAAAUAUUUAGACUUUACAAAUAUACAACUCUUUCAUUUGACUGGAGAGUUUUUGGCAAUCAUUUGAUAUAGCAGUGAUAUGUUAUUGCCAUCAACACUGUAAAUAUUGACACAUAGUUAAAUAUUAACUAUAAACCACAUUCAAUAAAAUGCAAAGAAGUCGUGGGAAUUUUUGUUUUUAAUGUAGCUGCGAGUCAAAUACAGAUAUUGUUGUAAAUCCCCGUAAAUGGACAAUGUGCCCUUGGCUAUAUUCUAGCAAAUGCUAAUAUAUGAUCUUGUUAGAACAGGAGCCAAUGAACAAUAAUAUACUAGGUUCAUCAUUUCAACAUUGAAGAAGUGCUUAACCCUUUAAUUGGCAAUGUGGCCUGAUGCGUCCUACUUGUCAAGGCGAGUGUGCUGCCACUCAAUGGGUAGACAGGCUCAUGUAUUUAUGCUUGACUUGGGAAUAAGUGCGUAAGGAGAAUAAUAUCUACAAUGUGUUUUUCAUAUUUUAGCUGGUAUUUUGGCUCAAUAAAGCGAGGCGAUGCUGAGAAAUUAUUAAUAAACCAUGGCGCACAAGGUUCGUUCCUCAUCAGAGAUAGUGAGACGCAGCAAGGAGGGUUUUCUCUGUCGUUGCGGGAUGGUGAAAGUAUCAAACAUUAUCGGAUCCGCACCCUUGAUCAAGGUGGUUAUUUUAUCUCAAGAAACGAAGCAUUCCUCACAUUGAAAGAACUGGUGUCUUUCUACAAAGAGAAUGCAAGUGGCCUAUGUGCACAGCUACAGCAACCAUGCCCCCAUAUUGAUACCCCUACGACCAUAGGCUUAUCCCACGAUACAAACGACAAGUGGGAAAUUCCCCGUAAGUCAAUCCGUCUGCUCAAUAAGCUUGGACAAGGUCAGUUUGGUGAGGUUUGGCAGGGACUAUGGAAUGAAACAACCCCAGUUGCUGUGAAAACCUUAAAAUCAGGCUCAAAGGCAACGCACGACACUGCAACUGCAUUUUUACAAGAAGCGCAAAUCAUGAAGAAACUCAAUCAUCCAAAACUUGUUCAACUUUUUGCUGUUUGCACAAAAGGUGAUCCAAUUUACAUCAUUACUGAACUAAUGACCAGUGGUAGUUUACUAGAAUAUCUUCAAAGUGAACUGGGUCAAAGGCUAAAUUUUCCACAGUUAAUUGAUAUGGGCGGUCAAGUCGCUAAAGGCAUGGCAUAUUUGGAACAAUGUCUAUAUAUCCACCGUGAUCUUGCUGCGAGAAAUGUUUUAGUCGGUGAGAAAAAUAUUGUUAAGAUUGCUGACUUUGGUCUGAGUCGUAUUAUUAAUAAUGACGAAUAUAUCGCGCACGAGGGUGCGAAGUUUCCCAUUAAGUGGACAGCGCCCGAAGCAGCGUUGUAUCACAAAUUCACCAUUAAAUCCGACGUGUGGUCUUUCGGGAUUCUACUCACCGAACUGAUCACCCGGGGGCGUAUUCCGUAUGCAGGCAUGACAAACUCUGAGGUUUUGAGAAAGGUCGAAAUUGGAUACCGUAUGGAACAGAUGAGAGAUUGUCCCGAUCCUUUAUAUCAAUUGAUGUUAGAAUGUUGGAAGGCGGUCCCAGAACAAAGGCCGACAUUUGAAACACUACAGUGGCAGCUGGAAGAUUUCUUCACCAUUGAGAAGACUGAUUAUUCUGACGCGCAGUGA
This is a messenger RNA of Paramuricea clavata, 2554 nucleotides long. The record is from the annotation of a GenBank genome assembly. NCBI's taxonomy places the organism in Eukaryota, Metazoa, Cnidaria, Anthozoa, Malacalcyonacea, Plexauridae.